Molecule: messenger RNA, 1129 nt
Organism: Arachis stenosperma
Lineage: Eukaryota; Viridiplantae; Streptophyta; Magnoliopsida; Fabales; Fabaceae
Exons: 1
Coding region: 275-865 (196 amino acids)
Source: RefSeq, a predicted model, not a curated record
CAUCAAAUUCAAAUCAAUCCAUUCUCCUUUAUCUCGCCACUUAUUUCUCUCUCUCCAUUCUCUUCACCACAUCCCUUCACACAAUUCCGAACUCCCAAAAAUUUUCUGCGCUCAAAAGAAAAAUACAAAUAAAAAAUCUACUUCCCCCCUUCAGAAUACUCGAUCGUAUCGAAAAUUAGGGUUAGGGUUUGUUCCGGCCUUCUUCACACCAAGAAAGCCCCCCCAAAUUAAGAAAGAGGGGAAAAUAACUGAAACGAUUAAAAACUGUUCCUUUAUGGUUCUUUCUCCGAUUCUUCAUCGGUAUUGGUUGAUUUUGUUGUUAAUCUUGGCGCUGCAAUACUCUGUUGCGUUCCCAUCCAGAGCUACUACCAUGAAGGUUCAUCCCGUUGGUCCCCGAAAGCGCAACAUCACCAUUCAAUUCGGUGUCGACGCCGCAGCCGCCACCGGAAAGAAGCUCCGUCGCUUGCCGCACGUUUUCAGCCGCGUCCUGGAGCUCCCGUUUCGAUCCGACGCCGAUGUUGCCAUCGAGGAGGCCCCCGAUUGCUUUCGCUUUGUCGCCGAGACUGACGGAAUCGGUGACGUGAGGGCACACGCCGUAGAAAUUCAUCCCGGCGUCACCAAGAUCGUCGUCAGAGACGGUAGUCCAGUGGAGUUCUCCCUCGACGAUCUCCAGCUCGACAUGUGGAGGUUCCGGCUGCCGGAAUCAACGCGGCCGGAGCUUGCGAGCGCCGUGUUCGUCGACGGCGAGCUUAUCGUCACGGUGCCAAAGGGCGAAGACGAAGAAGAGGAAGCGACGGAGAAUGUUGAGGAUAGUGAUGGCGGUAGGGGCAUGGGUAAUGGUGGUAGGCUUGUGCUUGUACAGUGAUGAAGGUGGUUCUGAUGGUGGUGAUGAUGAUGAUGAUAAAAAGUGCCUUCCAAACGCGGCCUUAGUAUGUGAGUUUAGAUUUUCAGGUUGUUAUCUUUGGAACUGGUUUCUCUCUGUGAAUUUGAUUGUUGCUACUGUUGAAUCAGAAAGGGAAAAAAGGGUUGUCUUUUUUUCUUUGCUUCUUCACAUUGUAAGAAUGGUCUAUAUGGCUAUAUUCAUGACAAUGGCAAUAUUCGUGAUUAGUUAAAUAGAUGUUGUCAUUCA